Messenger RNA from Hordeum vulgare subsp. vulgare (domesticated barley), 1068 nucleotides. Its product is annotated as rRNA-processing protein FCF1 homolog. Gene Ontology annotation, cellular component: small-subunit processome; nucleolus. NCBI's taxonomy places the organism in Eukaryota, Viridiplantae, Streptophyta, Magnoliopsida, Poales, Poaceae. The transcript has 9 exons. The record is from RefSeq and is a predicted model, not a curated record. The coding region runs from base 167 to 778 and encodes 203 amino acids.
CGAUAGAGAGGGAAGGGCUUGGCCCAGGAGAUACCGCCAGCCGCCUUCGCCCCCCUCGCCGACCUCGAGAGCCAUCAUCCCACGGACCCGCCGCCGCCGCAGCCGCCGCCGUCGAGCACUCGAGCGGAGCAGAGGAAGCGGUGCCAGGGCUUCGGAUCGAGGGAGGAUGGGGAAGUCGAAGAGCAAGGGCGCCAAGUUCGCCGCCGUCAAGAAGAUCAUCAGCAAGAAGACCAUCAAGAAGCACAAGGAGAAGCUGCUGGAGGAGGUGCUGGACCCCCGGAAGAAGGCCGCCGAGAAGGAGAAGCUCGGCCGGAAUGUGCCGCAGGUGUCGUCGGCGCUCUUCUUCAGCUACAACAUGGCGCUCGGGCCGCCCUACCGGGUCAUCGUCGACACCAACUUCAUCAAUUUCUCCAUCCAGAACAAGUUAGAUUUGGAGAAAGGAAUGAUGGAUUGCCUUUAUGCAAAAUGUACCCCUUGCAUCACUGAUUGUGUUAUGGCUGAGCUUGAAAAGCUAGGACAAAAAUACCGUGUUGCGUUGAGAAUUGCGAAGGACCCUAGGUUCCAGAGAUUAGCGUGCACACACAAGGGAACUUAUGCUGAUGACUGUAUUGUUGAGAGAAUUACUCAGCACAAAUGCUACAUUGUUGCCACUUGCGAUAGAGAUUUAAAGAGGAGAAUAAGAAAGGUUCCUGGUGUUCCAAUCAUGUAUAUCACCCAACACAGGUACUCGAUAGAACGACUCCCUGAAGCUACAAUUGGUGGAGCACCAAGAAUCUGAUUAGCUGAAAUACACCGUCACAGUUGCCCAAGUUCCUUGAUUUAGGAUGGACAUGAGUACUGCCGUGCUGAAUCGAGCUGAUUGUAACCACUUCAAAAUUGUGUACCAACCUCUUUAGGGCAUCAUUUUCAUAAAUUUUGUAAGGAACUUUAGAAGAAUGUCUAUCUUUGUCCUUUGUUUUGAGCUGAACUGUAGCCAACUUCCCAGAUUGCUUGGUGUUGUUAAUGUUGCAGACUCAAGAAUAUAUUUUAUGUAAUAUGCAAGUGCCGUCAUAUGGUUCAGUGCUUUGA